Bombina bombina (fire-bellied toad) is the source of this 3194-nucleotide messenger RNA. It is a transcript of the gene NCAPG, whose product is annotated as non-SMC condensin I complex subunit G. Gene Ontology annotation, biological process: mitotic chromosome condensation. The transcript has 16 exons. Gene Ontology annotation, cellular component: cytoplasm; condensin complex; condensed chromosome. Lineage: Eukaryota; Metazoa; Chordata; Amphibia; Anura; Bombinatoridae. The coding region runs from base 160 to 3039 and encodes 959 amino acids. The record is from RefSeq and is a predicted model, not a curated record.
UCAUUUUAAACUAGACGAGCGGGAGCCGCGGUUUUACACGUACUGAAGCCUAUCAAUUAAUUUGUCAUUUUUGCAUUCUUAUGAUUUUUUGACAGUUUUAUUAACUGCUCUUCCAAAUCAAAAUAAAUACUUAAAAUUCGCCACAUUGCAAACGGAAUCAUGACAGAGAAGAAAGCAAUGCAAAUAAAGGAAGCAUUUGACUUGGCCCAGAAACCGCAUCAGAGCCACGCAAAACUAAUAUCUCGCCUUAAACUUACUUAUAAUAAGAUGGAGGAUAAAACUAUCUUUCUUGAGGAGUUUGUACAUUUCCUGAAGUAUCCUAUGAUCGUAUAUAGGCGAGAGCCCGCAGUUGAGCGAGUUCUAGAUUUUGUGGCAAAAUUUGUCACUUCUUUUCACAAACCUGAAAGUGAAGAUGAUGAUGAGGAUGAAGCAGAUGAAGAAAAUUCUCCUGUUAAUUACUUGUUUAAUUUCCUGCUACAGUCUCACACUGCCAACAGCAUUUCAGUAAGGUUCAGAGUUUGCCAGCUUAUUAAUAAGCUUUUGGUAAACUUACCGGAGAAUGCUCAGAUUGAUGACGAUUUGUUUGAUAAGAUACACGAUGCCAUGCUUGAACGUCUGAAAGACAAAGUACCGAAUGUACGGAUUCAGGCAGUUUUGGCCCUUGCCAGGCUCCAGGACCCCAGUGAUGAAAAUUGCCCUGUUUCAAAUGCCUAUAUGCAUUUAAUAGAAAACGAUUCUAAUGCAGAAGUGCGAAGAGCAGUGUUGUCCUGUAUCGCUCCUUCUGCAAAAUCUUUACCCAAAAUUGUUGGUCGUACAAUGGAUGUAAAGGAGCUUGUCAGGAAGUUAGCAUAUCAGGUUUUAUCGGAAAAGGUUCAUUUAAGAGCAUUAUCUAUUGCCCAGAGAGUUAAACUCUUGCAGCAAGGACUAAAUGACAGAUCAGAUGCAGUAAAGGAAGUUAUGCAGAAAAAACUCCUUCAGGCAUGGCUUCGAUUUACCGAAGGAGAUGUUUUAGAACUCCUCCAUCGUUUGGAUGUUGAAAAUUCACCAGAAAUCUCAGUAACUGCACUCAAUGCUAUGUUCUCGUUGUCCCCUCUCAAUGAGCUGGUUGAAAACUGCAAAAAUAUUGAUGAGAGAAAACUGAUCCCCUUAGAGACUCUUACACCAGAGAAUGUUCUGUAUUGGAGAGCGCUUUGUGAAUAUCUGAAGUCAAAGGGGGAAGAAGGGGAAACGGCUUUGGAAAAUAUCUUGCCCGAGCCAGCUGUGUAUGCUGAAUAUUUGAAAAGACUAAAAGAGUAUUUUGGCACUUCCACUAAUGAAGAACCAGCAAAAGUCUUUAGGGGCAAAAGUACUUAUGACCCUAACAGCAACAAUUCCUCUAUCAAAACUUUCUCAAGAUUGCUAUGGCAGACAAGUGAGGAGAGCUGCAAGAAACAUACUCUGCACAGAUACAAUCUGAUGUUUAAAGAAAGAAAAGCACUUAGGGACCUACAGAAUGACACCAACAUUGUGUUAAGAGAGGUGGACAAAGGUGGAGCCGUGGUCAUACAGGACUACAGUGACUAUAAAAAAGAGCUGAUAAGACAAUUGGGUGACAAAGACACCUAUAACACUCUUAGGGGGGAUCCCACUAAGAAGUUCAAAAGCUUUGUGGAUGAGCUAAUCCAACAACUGUAUGAUCAGAACCUAAUUGAUAAAGCUGGAACGGCAAUGGGGUCAAACAUGGCCCCAUCAUAUGCCAAUUUAUUCAUGGCAGAAUUUGAGAACGGUGGUACUGAAUUAUUCCAUGACUCUAGAAUCCAACUAUUCAAGAGAUUUUUCAAGCAGAUUAGUGGAAUGGCCGUGGGAGCUACGUGUGCGCUCACCUAUGCCUGUUUACAUCUUGGCCUCUGGGAACUGCGAGAUGUCUUUCGCAGUAUGUCAGAAUGGGUGGACGCACAUGUGCUCCUAUGGUUACGCUAUGUGGAUGACAUCCUCAUCUUGUGGAAUGGCACUGUAGAGGAUCUGGAGACUUUUGUGGCAGAACUAAACAAAAAUCCUCAUAACAUUUUCCUGACUCACCAAGUGAGCAAAGAAUCAAUAACUUUUUUAGAUUUAAAAAUCAAAAAACAGAAUGGGGCAAUACAUACCGAGGUAUUUCGUAAAGAUACUGCCACAAAUAGUUUGCUCCAUCAUCACCCAAAUAAAUUAAAGGAUGGCAUCCCAGUGGGGCAGUUUCUACGUCUUAAACGAAACUGCUCCACUGAAGCCUCUUUUGAAAGACAAGCAGCAGAACUUGCUGGCCGGUUUAGGGUAAGUGGAAAUCAAGAGUGUUUUGAAGAAGCUUUUCUUCCCACUCUACAAACACUGUUCAAUGCACCAGCAUCUUCCCCAUUAGCUGAUAUUGAUGUUGCCAAUGUGGCUGAAUUGUUGGUGGAUCUUACAAGGCCAAGUGGAUUAAAUCAAAAGAACAAAAUAUCCCAAGAUAAUCAAGGUUGUACAUUGCAUGAUAGUUUGGCAACAAAAAUUUGCAAUGAAAUUUUAAAGGAUCCUACUGCUCCAGAUGUCCGCAUAUAUGCAAAAUCUUUAUGUUCCCUUGAACUCUCUAAAGAUAACUGGAAAGAUCUGCUGCCUCUCUUGGAUGUUAUUUUGGAGGAGGUGACAGACAAAAUUUGUGAGAGGGCAAUAGAAAAACUGAGGAUGCAAUUAAAGAGUUACAGUGGUGUUAAAGAAGCUCCAGAAAUUAAUCAAGAAAAUGAGAUUGUUACAAGUAACCAAGGAACUAUUGAUGAAGAAAAAAAAGAUGAAGUUGGGGAAUUUGAGGAACCAGCGAUAGAUACUGCUAAACAGAAGUCUGUUAAAGGCAAAUCUGCACGCAGGAAAGGAUCAACUGCAACUAGAAAAAAAUCUAGCAAAAAUGUAGAUGUUGAAAGUGGCAGUGACCAGCAAGAUAUUCCAGAAUCUGUUCCUGUUAAUACAAGACCAUCCAGGAGAGCCAAAAUUGCAGCCAUGGAGAAAACAAAAAUGAAUCUCACAAAUCUUAUCAAUCAAGAAGUAAACUGACCAUCUGGAUUUUCCAGGAUUUUUAAAGGAUAUCUUAUAAUGUACACGUCUGAUUCCUAAAAUUUACAUAUAUAUAUAUAUAUAUAUAUAUAUAUAUAUAUAUAUAUAUGUCCUGGCUUUUGAAUUUGUACACACAAUAAAUUAAUUUUGCAUGA